CCCGCCCCCUCGCUGCCUUCCCCGGCUGCUGCUGCUGCUGCGGAGUCUCGGAAGGCGAUGAAGAGGUCGGAACCGUUGGCUGCUCUCCGCCGGGAAGAACCGUCCUGCUCCUCCUGGGGAGCUUGCAGUGCGAGUAAAAAUUUACCUACCAUGUCUACAGAAUCUGUGGAAAUCGAUGAUGGAUUAUACAGUCGACAGAGGUAUGUUCUUGGUGACACAGCAAUGCAGAAGAUGGCCAAGUCCCACGUCUUCUUAAGUGGUAUGGGUGGUCUUGGAAUAGAAAUUGCAAAGAAUCUUGUUCUUGCAGGGAUUAAAGCACUGACAGUUCAUGAUACAAAAAAUUGCCAAGCAUGGGAUCUAGGGACUAAUUUCUUUCUGUGUGAAGAUGAUGUUGUUAAUGAGAGAAACAGGGCUGAAGCUGUACUUCAUCAUAUUGCAGAACUAAAUCCAUAUGUUCAUGUCUCAUCAUCCUCUGCCCCUUUUGAUGAAACCACAGACCUCUCCUUCUUAGAAAAAUACCAGUGCAUAGUACUGACUGAAAUGAAGCUGACAUUACAGAAGAAGAUCAAUGACUUUUGCCAUUCUCACUGCCCUCCCAUUAAGUUUAUUAGUGCAGAUGUACAUGGAAUUUGGUCCAGGUUGUUUUGUGAUUUUGGUGAAGAAUUUGAAGUUUCAGAUACAACAGGAGAAGAACCAAAGGAAAUUUUCAUUUCAAACAUAACGCAAGCUAAUCCAGGCAUUGUCACAUGCCUUGAAAGUCAUCCUCACAAGCUUGAGACGGGACAGUUCCUAACAUUUCGAGAAAUUAAUGGAAUGACAGGUUUAAAUGGAUCUGUACAACAGAUAACUGUGGUGUCACCGUUUUCCUUCAGCAUUGGUGAUACUACAGAACUGGAUCCAUAUUUACAUGGAGGCAUAGCUGUGCAAGUGAAGACUCCUAAAACAUUUUGCUUUGAAUCUUUGGAGAGGCAGAUCAAACAUCCCAAGUGCCUUAUUGCAGAUUUUAGCAAACCUGAGGCACCUCUACAGAUUCAUGCCGCCAUGCUUGCCUUGGACCAGUUUCAGGAAAACUACAAUCGUAAGCCAAAUAUCAGAUGUCGACAAGAUUCAGAUGAACUGUUGAAACUAACAAUAUCUAUAAGUGAGACCCUGGACGAGAGGCCUGAAGUGAAUCAUGACAUUGUGCACUGGCUCUCAUGGACUGCUCAAGGCUGUUUACCCCCACUUGCUGCAGCAGUGGGGGGCAUUGCCAGCCAGGAAGUACUAAAAGCUGUUACAGGGAAGUUUUCUCCUUUGUGCCAAUGGUUGUAUCUUGAAGCAGCAGAUACUGUCGAAUCCCUAAGCAGUCCUAGUCGUGAAGAGUUCCUCCCACGAGGAGAUAGAUAUGAUGCCUUGCGAGCCUGCAUUGGAGAUAAAUUAUGUCAGAAGCUUCACAAUCUGAGUGUCUUCCUUGUAGGAUGUGGUGCCAUAGGCUGUGAAAUGUUAAAAAAUUUCGCCUUACUGGGUGUUGGUACAAGCAGAGAGGAAGGAUUGGUUACAGUUACAGAUCCUGAUUUGAUAGAAAAAUCCAACCUAAACAGACAGUUCCUGUUUCGUCCUCAUCACAUACAGAAACCUAAAAGCUAUACUGCUGCUGAAGCAACUCUGAAAAUAAAUCCUCAGUUAAAAAUAGAUGCACACCUGAACAAAGUUUGUCCUGCCACUGAGAUUAUAUACAGUGAUGAAUUUUACACUAAGCAAGAUAUCAUUAUUACAGCUCUAGAUAAUGUGGAAGCCAGGAGAUAUGUAGACAGCCGUUGCUUAGCAAAUCUCCGGCCUCUCCUAGAUUCUGGAACAAUGGGCACAAAGGGACACACUGAAAUUAUUGUACCUCAAUUGACUGAAUCCUAUAAUAGUCACCGGGACCCCCCAGAAGAGGAAAUACCAUUUUGUACUCUGAAGUCCUUUCCAGCUGCUAUUGAACAUACUAUCCAGUGGGCAAGAGACAAGUUUGAAAGUUCCUUUUCUCACAAGCCUUCAUUGUUUAACAAAUUUUGGCAAACCUAUCCUUCUGCAGAAGACGUCUUACAGAAAAUGCAAAAUGGACAGAGUUUAGAAGGUUGUUUUCAAGCUAUUAAGCUACUUAGCAGAAGACCUAGAAAUUGGUCCCAGUGUGUAGAAUUAGCAAGACUGAAGUUUGAAAAGUAUUUUAACCAUAAGGCUCUACAACUUCUUCACUGUUUUCCUCUUGACACUCGACUAAAAGAUGGCAGUUUGUUUUGGCAGUCACCAAAAAGACCACCUUCUCCAAUAAAAUUUGAUUUAAACAAAACUUUGCAUCUCAGUUUUCUUCAGAAUGCUGCAAAACUAUAUGCUACAGUAUAUUGCAUUCCAUUUUCAGAAAAGGAUUUAUCAGUGGAUACCCUCAUGGAUAUUCUUUCAGAAGUUAAAAUUCAGGAAUUCAAACCUUCCAGCAAGGUUGUUCAAACAGAUGAAACUGCAAGGAAGCCGGACCAUGUUCCCAUCUCCAGUGAAGAUGAGAGGAAUGCUAUUUUCCAGCUAGAAAAAGCCAUUUCAUCUAACAAAGCCACCAAAAGUGACCUUCAGAUGGCAGUGCUUUCAUUUGAAAAAGAUGAUGACAAUAAUGGACACAUAGAUUUCAUCACAGCUGCAUCCAACCUUCGAGCCAAAAUGUAUAGCAUUGAACCAGCUGACCGGUUUAAAACUAAGCGCAUUGCUGGUAAAAUUAUCCCUGCUAUAGCAACAUCUACUGCUGCAGUUUCUGGCUUGGUUGCCUUGGAGAUGAUCAAAGUAGCUGGUGGUUAUCCCUUUGAAGCUUACAGAAACUGUUUCCUUAAUUUAGCCAUUCCAAUAAUAGUGUUUACAGAAACAUCUGAAGUAAGAAAAACUGAAAUCAGAAAUGGAAUAUCAUUUACAAUUUGGGAUAGAUGGACUGUUCACGGAAAAGAAGAUUUUACCCUCUCCGAUUUCAUAAAUGCUGUCAAAGAGAAAUAUGGAAUUGAGCCAACGAUGGUGGUACAGGGAGUCAAAAUGCUUUAUGUUCCCGUAAUGCCGGGUCACGCAAAGAGGUUAAAGUUAACAAUGCACAAACUUGUGAAACCUUCCACUGAGAAGAAAUACGUAGAUCUUACUGUGUCAUUUGCCCCAGACACCGAUGGAGAUGAAGAUUUGCCAGGACCUCCAGUAAGAUACUACUUCACCCAUGACACGGAUGAAUAGAAGCUGUCGAAGUUACUCCAGGACUACUGUAUUUUGGAAAGUGUACUUAAUUCAGAAGCUAAAAUAAUCAGCUCAAUACUGUGGAUUUCUUUUGCCUUAAUUUAAGGGAAAAAUCAGCAAGAAAUGUAUCUACACUGAAGAAUCACAAAACAUUUUGAAGCAUAGUACACAUCUGUUGCUUCAUGUGGCUAUGAUCACAGCAACUUUGAACUGGAAUACCAUUUUCUAAUGCUUACAAGUUUGUAUAUUAAGCCCUGUGAAUGAAAAGG
Arvicola amphibius (Eurasian water vole) is the source of this 3488-nucleotide messenger RNA. RefSeq names its product ubiquitin like modifier activating enzyme 6 (gene Uba6). Gene Ontology annotation, biological process: protein sumoylation. The coding region runs from base 58 to 3219 and encodes 1053 amino acids. The transcript has 33 exons. NCBI's taxonomy places the organism in Eukaryota, Metazoa, Chordata, Mammalia, Rodentia, Cricetidae. The record is from RefSeq and is a predicted model, not a curated record. Gene Ontology annotation, molecular function: SUMO activating enzyme activity. Gene Ontology annotation, cellular component: cytoplasm; SUMO activating enzyme complex.